Molecule: messenger RNA, 6510 nt
Organism: Coregonus sp. 'balchen'
Lineage: Eukaryota; Metazoa; Chordata; Actinopteri; Salmoniformes; Salmonidae
Source: the annotation of a GenBank genome assembly
AUGUCCCCAGCCGUGUGUGGGCCUGUGAAGGGGGAACGGAGUGGAAGGGAGAGACAACAAGAGGGAGGGAAGGAGAGUAUGUGCAGGAAAGGCUGCAUGAGGCACAUACUUUUAGCUGGAUAGAGGAUUUUUAGGGUGUGAGGAUUUUUAGGGUGUGUGUAUUGAGUGUGCGUGUUUGCUUGAGAGACAGUGCCAUCUGCCAGCAGGACAGUCGGGGUUCAGCAGAUGUGUUCUCUGACACUGGGGGCAGGAUGAAGAGAGGGUUCUGACACCGUCUACCUCUGUGGGAGGGAGGAGACAGACGGCUGGGUGACUGGACAGCUGCAUGGCACAUGACACCCACAUACGCACAUACACACCAUUCCACAAAUGCGACACACACACACAGACACACGCACGCACAGAUGCACAUGUCAAUACAUACUAAUACAGUAUACAUACUCACAUGCUCACAUAGACAAACAUUGAACCUGUUGACACAGAUACAGACCUCUUGUCCCAGAGCUCUGGCUUUUACCAUUGGACCCUGAGGGGAAAUGCCCUUUUGGGGACACAGGAGGGGGUGAAGGUCUGGUCAGGGCUGUCCUCAUUUGGGUGGUGACUGGGUUGAGCUGUGUUGGCCAGUGACAGACAGACAGAUUGACUGACAGACUUUGACUGACUGACAGACAGACAGACUUCAGGGCCAGCAGAUGACAGGAGAGGCAGCUGUAGAGUACUCCAGACAGAGUUCAUGUGUCUGGUCAUUGAGCAGAGUAGAGCAGAGCAGCACAGACAGACAGAGUGAAGGAGAACUUUCAGAUCUCAGUGAAAGGUCACCGUGAGCCCCGGCUGGCAGACCGGCCCGGCCAGUCAUCUGCAAUUGGCCGCAGGGACCAGCGGGAACCCUGACUGCACAUCUACGACCUUUAGAGAAGACACUUCCUGUCUACAGCGCCAGAAACAGUCUGUUAGUGUCUUGACUGAGGAGCGGGUGUGUGGCAGGGAUAUUCUACUCUAGUCUUCACAGGCUUUAGUGUCUACCAGUUCUCUAGCUUUCCUGGAGCUAAGGUUAUCAAAUGAAAUCAAAGUGUCCGAGAAUCUUAUUCCCUCUUGGUUUAUGGGUGUUUCUGCUGGUGGCAAGCACAUACAAGCCUGAAAACUAGCAGACACUGUGGUCCUCGAUGACAUGAGUGUGACACUCCCUAGGAGCAGAGUUGUGACAACCCCUAGGAGCAGAGGUGUGACAACCCCUAGGAGCAGAGUGUAAAGCCUGUCUCUUAAUUUAGGAUAACACCACCUCUGUUACCAUGGACAAACCACUGGACCAUCCACUGUCCUAAUCAAGAGACGUGUUAAAUCUUAUUAAGACUAUUUUCUUUCGGAGUGCGACACGCACUGCUCAUCCCAAGCCGACUUCCACCAACCAACCGCUCCUAUUUUUAAUUGGCGCUCAUUAAAGAAAAAUGCUGUUGUUGCUCCAUUUUCAAAAAAAGUAUCUCGAAAUGGUAAUUAAUGGGGCAUCUGUAAGAAAGCUGGCAAUUAGCGAGACCUGACAGAUGAGCAGGCCGUGGUGCCGGAUGCUUUGAUGACUCUGAAGUUCGGGAGAGCUGCAUAUUUGUUUUGCUUUAAGGGCUGCGGAGAGGAGGGGCACUGUUUGAUUUAGGGCUAGAAACAGGGUUAGCAGUAAAUGGGCUCCUUGCUUUCAAUCAGCAGUGGCCAGGAAGAGAUCAUUAUGCAGUUGUCAAGGUUCCUAAAUUAUUUACUGUACAUUGCUUCUUUUUUCCAUCCACUCCAGUGUAAGUUUAGUCACGUGAUGCUUAACUCUCCCUAGCACUCCUGUUCAUAUUAUAGUCAUAUUAUAGACAGUAUUAUCAAAAGAGAUUACCAAUCCAGAGAUGAUGGAAAAUGAACUAACCCUGUUGUCCUUUUUGUGACAGGCGAGCCCGCGGUGAUGAGGGGGAACAACUGUCUGAACGCAGCCAAGGCCUGCAACCUGAACGACACGUGUAAGAAGUACCGCUCGGCCUACAUCAGCCCCUGCACCAGCCGUGUCUCCACUGCAGAGGUCUGCAACAAGCGUAAGUGCCACAAGGCCCUGCGACAGUUCUUCGACAAGGUGCCGCCCAAGCACAGCUACGGCAUGCUGUUCUGUUCCUGUCCAGCCGGCGACCAGUCAGCCUGCUCUGAGCGCCGGCGCCAAACCAUUGUACCAGUCUGCUCCUAUGAGGACAAGGAGAAGCCCAACUGUCUCUCCCUGCAGACCUCCUGCAAGACCAACUACAUCUGCAGGUACACCAGGAUAAACAGUUGUCACAGUACACAAGAUUGUACACAGGCAUCAAACAUAUAACAUAUCUAACAAUCACACAGUCUCACGUGUCAGACUCACACCACAUUUAAAACACAUACCAACCAUUGUCAGUGUAUGGAUAAAACUACAUUCCAGUCAACAACAGUUUAUUUUCUCAAACCCUUCCCAAUAGCAUCCUCUGUAAUGUGAAGAGGUGCUAGAGACAGAUUCCACGUCCUAGCCCGACACCAACGUGGAGGGCUGUCUAAAUAAACAGCAUGGAGGGUGCUAUCAUGCCUUCAGAGGUGUUGAGAAACAUACCUGGCCCUCAUAAAAGCUGUGAAAAACACCAUAAACAAACCUAUUAAGAUAACUGGAGACUAUCUUGGGAGAUCGCAUCAGAAAUAAACCAUCACCAUUCACUAAUGCAUAUAAGCAAACACUAAAGCUACCUACAAUAACUGAGAGUAUUCAAGUUCAGCAGUGAAACACUCUGCUUUUCUCAUCUUUUCUGCGUUAAGUGUUUCAUUUAUCUGUCAUGUAGCAGUAUUCUGGCUAGAAUUACUGGGAGGCGGAGUGGAUGUGUUUGGGUUAAGUGACAUCUGUUUCAUUGAAAGUAAUAGAGGCCAUAUUGAAAUGCAGCGGUACGGACUGGACUCAAUGAGUGACGUCUGCCAUCACCUCUAGAGCUACAGCUCUCUGUCUGGGAUCAAAUGGAGGCAUUAGUGCAAAUAAAUUGGGUCCAUUUGGAUUCCAGCCUCAGGGCUGUGCAUUCUUUCUCUAUCAGGCUCUCGCUCUCUCUCUCUCUCUCACUCUCUCUCUCUCUCUUGCUCUCGCUCUUCCCCACUCUCACUCUGUCUCUCUCUCUCUCUCUCUCUCUCUCUCUCUCUCUCUCUCUCUCUCUCUCUCUCUCUCUCUCUCUCUCUCUCUCUCCUCUCUCUCUCUCUCUCUCUCCUCUCUCUCUCUAUUUCUAUCUCCCUCCUUCUGUCUCCCUCUUUCUUCCAUUUUAUAUCUCUUCAUUUAGCUAAAUGUUCUUGUUCCCACUCUCUUUCCCUUCUCAACAUUAGGUGGUAGUAGGUUUUCCAGCUCUAUCAUGAGAGUGGUAUCCAGAGCUCCUCUCUGUUUGUGGGGAAGGAUUAUAAGACCAGGCGUACCUGCUGGCUGCUCCGUCACCCUAUGAGAGUGGUAUCACAGAGUGGAAUCAACAGCUCUCCCUCUCCUCCCUCUAGCCCAGGAACAGAUUGAUGAGUACUGUGUGUGUGCUUGUGUUUAUAAACCGUACCAAUCAGUACCAGUGCUUUGUCUAUUUGACAGUCACAGUUAGUCUUAUAGGGGAGAUAAGAUAGUUCAGAGGUUUCACUGUUGUCUUUCAGGUCCCGUCUGGCUGAUUUCUUUGCCAACUGUCAGUCUGAGCCACGCUCCCUCUCUGGCUGUCUUAAGGAGAACUACGCUGACUGCCUGCUGUCCUACUCUGGCCUCAUCGGUGAGUCUCUCCCCUGUCUCCAUUAGUCAACCUUUCCUCACACACAUUGAUAGGUCUCACUAUGGUCUUUCAUUUUCUCACUGAAUCCUCAUACUGUCCCCUGAAUGGCUCUCCUUCCUGUUGUUAUAGUCAUCUGUCACAGAGAGUCCCUUCACCCCCCUCCUAUCCUCUCUCUACACUCUUAGAAAAAAGGUUUCCAAAAGGGUUCUUCCACUGUCCCCAUAGGAUAACCCUUUUUGGUUCUAGGGAUAACCCUUUUUGGUUCCAUGUAGAACCCUUUUGGGUUCCAUGUAGAACCCUCUGUGGAAAGGGUCCUACAUGGAACUCAAAAGGGUCCUACAUGGAACUCAAAAGGGUUCUACCUGGAACUCAAAAGGGUUCUACCUGGAACCAAAGGAGUUCUACAUGGAACCAAAGGGGUUCUACCUGGAACCAAAGGGGUUCUACCUGGAACCAAAGGGGUUCUACCUGGAACCAAAAUGUGUUCUUCAAAGUGUUUUUUUUUUCUAAGAGUGUAGCACAGCACAACCCAACAUCACACCACUUCAUCCUGCCCCUCCACAUCAUUUCAUGAAAUUAACUAAUUGUUCCAGAGGAAACUAAGGAAACCAAGACUCAGUUGCAGACAACGCAGUAGAGCGAAAGAAUGAGUGUGUGAAAGACAGGAGGUUGUUGGCACCUUAAUUGGGGCGAACGGACUCGUGGUAAUACUGGAGCGGAAUUAGUGGAAUGGUAACAAACACAUCCAGGUGUUUGAUGCCAUUCCAUUUGCGCCAUUCCGGCCAUUAUUAUGAGCCGUUUUCCCCUCAGCAGCCUCCUUUGGUGUGAAAGAGAUAAAGAGAAGAUGUGUCAUCCUUUAUCUACCCCUUCUCUCUUCUGUGUGCUGAGAGACCCAUCCUGGCUCAAUCCAUCACAUUUUCCUGACUAGCACAGCUGUAGGAGAUAGUCCACACAGCAACCAACAAAACGCCAAUUAAUUUUGCCGCAAAACAAAAAGGGCUUGUUUGGACGGACGCCAGUAGGGGAACAAUGCAUUAACGGAGUAAGAAAUCACUGACUGUAGCUAUUUAGUUUACUACAAAGUGGGAGAAAUCUAAUUCUUCCCACUGCCUUUGGAAAUACUUCAUAUUGUCACUUUUGGAAAUACUUCAUGAUGUUUUAAGUGUUACAUGUUGAUGAGAUAAUUGGAUGAAAAUAGAGCUGGAAGAAAGUUUUUGCUAAUAGUUGCAGUAUGAUAGGGAUUCACCAUUACCUGAUAGUUUGGUGCAGUGGGAGGCAGAACCUCUUUCACCAUACCUCAUGACCAGCCAAAAAUGCCAAUAGGCCAUGGCUCUGCCACAGAGGAUAGCAAACAAAAUGGUAGAAAAACUCUGUUUCUUUAAAGGCCCAGUGCUGUCAAAAUUCAGUUUUUCCUGUGUUUGGUAUAAUAUUGUACAACAGCUGUAAAUGUGUGAAACAAUUUGAUCAGUGUUAUUUCCUGAUAGUUGCUGGUUGAAAUACAAUCUCCAUAGGAUCUUCUAAUCAGCAGGUUUGUUUCGGCUUUACAAAGAGAGUUACAAACCUCACUGCCAAUAACAGCUAGUUUUCAGUUUUCCCCUCCCAACUCAGACUACUCCCAGACAGUCCUAGCAAAAUUCUUGCUUGAGAAUUUUUGUUUUGCUAAAAAGCAAUUUUUGUCCAUUUUAAUGGACAUCUAUCACAGUAAGGGACUUAAUUGUUACCCAGAAAUGAUUUGAUAUUGAUAUAAAAACGGCUGCAUUGGGUAAUUUAUUGUAUUUCCUCCUCCCUCCCAACAGGUACCGUGAUGACGCCCAACUACCUGCGCUCUCCUAAGAUCAGUGUUGUCCCCUACUGUGACUGUAGCAGCAGUGGCAAUGGCAAGGAGGAGUGUGACAAGUUCACAGAGUUCUUCACAGACAACAGCUGCCUCCGUGAGUGACUGACCGCCGAUCUCCUGUCCUCUCCUCUCAUCUUCAUUCUCAUACCAUUUUCCUGUCUCCUCCACUCUUUCUUUGUGGGUCUCUUGCCAAUUAUUCAUCCCUCUCUCAUUGUCCCUUCCUUCAUCCUCCGUCCCAAGUGAUGCUCCAUCUCCCCUGUGAGCAGUAAAGCAGAGACAGAGGAGUAAGGAAGACACAGUGAUAAGGCUGUGUGUGUGAAUGCAUGCACACGUGAAUAAUAUAUGUUCUUGUGUGAGUGAGUAGUUCCAAUAUCCGCAUAGCUCUCCCGGAUCAGCGAUAGCCAGGGCCCAGUUUUUCAAAAAGUGAUUUAUCUGGAUUUCGCCUAUCGGAUAUGAUUAAAUGCAUAGAAAUAUAAUGAAUAGAAUGGUAAUCCCCAUUCAAGUCAAUUAUUCGUCUGCUCUAUUCAUUCUUUUUCUAUGCAUUUAAUCCUAUCCGAUAGGCAAAAUCCAGAUAGAUCACUUUUUUAAAACUGGGCCCUGGGCAUUGCCUUCUAACUCGGUGGCCCUCCUCUCACAUAUCAGACAGCUUUAAUUAACCAACCCACCCCUCCCUUCCCCGCUCUCUCUCUCUCUCUUUCCAUCCACUCCUCCGCUACAGCAAUUCCUCCUUUAAUAAAUACAGCUCCUUCACUAUCACAAGGUGUCAGGCCUCUGGAGAUAGCAGAUCCAUGGCUGUGGUGCCUGUCUUUGUGCAAUCACAGCUCAACUUCCUCUGCUGGGUAUGGCAUUGUCUCUCAGCCCUUUUCUUUGUCAAAGCCAGUAGGAUCCACUAUAGUCACGCUAUCACUGACCCUAUGA